AUGGCUCCUCCUCCCGCGCCGGCGCCGUGCCCCGUCGUCGCCCCGCCGGGGACGGCCCACUCCGACGCGGACGGCGUCGCGAGCUCCGCGGCGUCGGAGACGAGCUCCGGGUGGCGAAUGGUGGACGGGUGCCAGGCUUCCCUGAGCCCGAGCUGGUGCGAGGAGGCGGCGGGUGCAGACGGAGGGGAGGGCUCUCAGGACUUGGAGCCUCUCCUUCCCGUGGGCCGGGCUGCGGUGGAAGCAUCGGACGUGCCAAGCAGUGCUGCUGUGGCCUCGGUCUCCGAUAGUUCAACGGCGGUGUUUGUGGAAGACCCGGAGAUUCCGAGGCUACUUGAGAGGAUCGAAAGGCUUGUGGCGGAUGGGUUUCAAGAGACGCGAGUGUUUGAAGCACAGCCUCACUUCAUCAAGGAUGUGGUGAAGGUUCCCUUUCAGCUCAUCCUCACACACAGCUGCGUGGUUUUGGGUCCCGCUGGUGCUGGCAAGACCACCUUGGUGAAGGCUUUGGGUGGUGAGAAGUUUAAACCCAGUGUUCCAGCUGGCCCCCACCUGAAGAACAGAACGGUGCAGGCGCAAGCUUGUGAUCUCCAACUGGAGGGGCUUACGGAUGAUCUGAAUUUUGUGCUCAUCGACACGCCAGGAUGGAACCAUGACACCAGCACCAACAUCAAAUCGCAAUACAAGUCGAUCUUGAAAGAAAAGACCUUAGUCUCAGAGCACACGCCUCACAUCAUAGUUUUCUGCGUCCCAGUUUCAGCAAUCCGCCAAUUUCAGAUGAAGGAGGCCAAGAAGAUGAGUGAGGAAUUGCAGGAGCUGAAGUUUGACAAGCGCUUUCCCAUCAAAGUUCUUCCGGUUGCCACCAUGGCAGAUACACAGCAGCCAGAGGAGUUGCCAGAGCUCUUGUCCACAAUCAAAGACCUCGCCAAGAAGGCCUUCCAAGAGACAGGGGCAGAAGUGGAAGAGCCACUCUCCACACGGUUCCCGCCAGGAGGCGAUCCCCAAGGAGUGGAGGAGUUGAGUGCGCGGCUGCGGCAAGUGUUGCACAGCCAGCUGCGUUCUGAGGAAUUUUGCCACCUUUGGCAAAAGGCCUUCGCCAAGGGCAUAGUAAGCAGUGUCAGGGAGCACUGCGAGAAGUUCCCCGAGAAUGACUCCACCUUGCGGUUGUUCAAGAAGGCCUGUUGCACAGUGGCCGCCGCUUGUGGGAAGCAGGUUUCGGGCUUGGGCGGCCUCAACGGGAGCACCGCCACGGACCAGUUGCCUUGGUCAGCUCUCCAAGACCUUCCGACCUUCGAUCGCCAGACCUGGCAGCCUCCGCCGCUCGGAGAAGGACGUUCGAUCGUGAGGAUGUGGGGCUGGGCGUCCGCUGCGGUGAUUUGGACGUUGUCUGUGGCCCUGAUCCGAAUGCGGAGGGACAUGGGCCAGAUGGCCGAACGCCUCAAGACUCUCGAAGCCACACACCAGCAGGCGCAACAGAUCGCGGACCAGAUGACCCAGAAGUACAACGAGGUGCAGAAACAGUUGGUCCAGUCAAGCGAGGACUUGAAUCACAUGACGUUGAAGUACCAGUGGCUUCCUUGGAUGGGGUGGUGUGCACUGAUCGUGUUGGCGCUUCUCGUGAUGGGUUUUGUGGUAGCUUUGGUGGCGGUGGCGUUGCUAGGGGGCUGCCUGGACGGUGAGAUGGAGGUCGAUGCCAGGGACCGCGCCUCCCGUUUUCGGCGCGGAGGUACGCUGGAUGUGGGCAUCAUGAAGGGUGGGAAUUAG
This is a messenger RNA of Durusdinium trenchii, 1758 nucleotides long. NCBI's taxonomy places the organism in Eukaryota, Dinophyceae, Suessiales, Symbiodiniaceae. The record is from the annotation of a GenBank genome assembly.